AUGUCUUCAGUCUCUCCCGAAAAUGGAGACACGGGGUUGGAUAACUUGGAGACCUUGUUACCAACGUACUGGAGCACGUCCUUUACCAAGAUCUGUCUCGGCAUGAAGGUCGAUGGAGUAACCAGGUUCUUUCGAGUGGAUAAGGCAGCAGCCUCACUGUAUGCCCUCAUUGCUGAUGGUCAGUACCGUGCAACCUCCCUGGGUCGAGAUGCAUGGAAGGGACUGGUUGGUCCCAAAGCCUCCCUCCAGCGCAACUGUAAUCGAGAAGGGUUCAAUACGCAGGGGAAUUCAAAAUCUAAUCCUAAGGUGCGAAUUGGUAUCAUCGCUAACGAGCAAAAUGAAUGUAAUUCCCCUGAUUCCAGAAUCGGGUUUGGUGGAUGGGGACCGGUAGCCGAAGUCCCGUGUGGAAACGUAGCCAGGCACGGCGGGGACAACGAAGACCAAACCAUCAGAGCCUUCGGAUACAUCUUCGUUCAGUAA
Messenger RNA from Pocillopora damicornis (cauliflower coral), 480 nucleotides. Its product is annotated as putative skeletal organic matrix protein 5. Gene Ontology annotation, molecular function: oligosaccharide binding. Lineage: Eukaryota; Metazoa; Cnidaria; Anthozoa; Scleractinia; Pocilloporidae. The record is from RefSeq and is a predicted model, not a curated record.